Molecule: messenger RNA, 483 nt
Organism: Aspergillus clavatus NRRL 1
Lineage: Eukaryota; Fungi; Ascomycota; Eurotiomycetes; Eurotiales; Aspergillaceae
Product: putative RNAse III
Exons: 2
Coding region: 1-483 (160 amino acids)
Biological process (GO): siRNA processing
Cellular component (GO): cytoplasm; RISC complex; nucleus
Molecular function (GO): ribonuclease III activity; RNA binding
Source: RefSeq, a predicted model, not a curated record
AUGUCUACCUUUCACCAAGUCCUUGAGUGGAAAGCAACCGGCGUCGAGGAAACCAUCGGCUACAAGUUCGCUGACCGCGCCGUUCUCAAGGAGGCUCUGCUUGCCCCCGGCUCCGUGCCCCUGGCCAUCACCACAGAGCGCACCGGCAACAAGGACCUCGCGCAGAUCGGCGACGCAGUCCUUAGACUGAUUCUCAUCCUGGACGGCUAUAUCGCCAAAGCAGAUAGAGCUAAGAUCAACGACGUCGUCUCGCCCAUGGUCAGCAACCCAAAUCUGGCGGCAAAGGGCUUCAAAGUUGGACUCGAACAGCAUAUCCUCGCCAAUCCUUCUCAGCAGGGUCUCGUCUCCCACGGAGUCAUGGCGAACGCUGUCGAGGCGAUCCUCGGUGCCGUCUACCUCGAUAGUAAUCUGAAUACCCAGGCCGUUCGUUCGGCGAUGGCUUGUCUGGGCUUGGCCUGGCCUGUUGGAAAAACUACUGACUGA